Molecule: messenger RNA, 4068 nt
Organism: Lutzomyia longipalpis
Lineage: Eukaryota; Metazoa; Arthropoda; Insecta; Diptera; Psychodidae
Gene: Sik3
Exons: 9
Coding region: 132-3812 (1226 amino acids)
Biological process (GO): protein phosphorylation; intracellular signal transduction; microtubule cytoskeleton organization
Cellular component (GO): cytoplasm
Molecular function (GO): tau-protein kinase activity; ATP binding; protein serine/threonine kinase activity
Source: RefSeq, a predicted model, not a curated record
AUGUUUCGCGAAUUCAAUUGAAACCUUCAGAACGCAGAAGCGACAUCAGGCAGAAAACGGCAAAAGUUUAUUUUCUCUUGUGGUGUAAAAAAAUUAAUUUUCUGUUUUUAAAUGUUUGGUUCUCGUGAAAAAUGGCAGAAAAUUAUGCAGUGCAAACUGCUAGUAAGGUGCCCGUAGAUAAACUUGUGCGCGUUGGACUGUAUGAGCUGGGAAAAACGCUGGGUCGUGGAAAUUUUGCCGUCGUGAAACUCGCCUCGAAUCUUGUCACAAAGUCAAAGGUGGCAAUUAAAAUAAUUGAUAAAACAUGCCUGGACGAGGAGAAUUUACAAAAGACUUUCCGGGAGAUCUCGGUGCUGAAAUUACUGCGCCACCCGCAUAUAACGCGUUUGUACGAGGUGAUGGAAUCCAAGUCGAUGAUUUACCUCGUGACGGAGCAUGCGGCGCGUGGUGAGGUGUUUGACCACCUCGUGGCACAUGGACGGAUGACGGAGGAGGAGGCAUCACGGGUAUUUGGCCAAAUAGUCUCCGCAGUGGAAUAUUGCCAUCGCAAGGGGGUUGUGCAUCGUGACCUGAAGGCCGAGAAUGUUCUCUUGGACAAUGAGAUGAACAUUAAAUUGGCGGACUUUGGAUUUAGUAAUACUUUCACGGACGGUGUGCCCCUGAGUACGUGGUGUGGUUCACCGCCAUACGCAGCCCCGGAAGUAUUUCAGGGGCUUGAAUAUGAUGGCCCCAAGGCUGAUAUAUGGAGCUUGGGGGUUGUACUGUAUGUCCUCGUGUGCGGUGCUCUGCCCUUCGACGGGGCGACAUUGCAUGAUCUACGAAGUGUGGUUGUUGCGGGGAAAUUUCGCAUUCCCUUCUUUAUGUCGCAAACUUGCGAGGACCUCAUACGGCAUAUGCUACUCGUGCAACCGGAGCGCCGGUAUACACUGAAGCAGGUGGCACGGCACCCAUGGAUGGCCCAAUGGACGGGUAUGAUUGAGGAGGUAGCGGCAUUGGGGAGUAGCGACCCCAUGAAUCUCGAUUCCGUAGUUAUGACGCACAUGCUUCAAUUGCCCGGCCUGACAGCCGACAUGAUAGCUCAAUCGGUGCAUGAGAAUCGCUAUGAUCACAUCUAUGCCAUCUACAAUCUUCUCGUGGAUAAGCUACAGAGCAAAAAACGCGAGCAGCAGAGAUUGCAACAGCAUGGAAACUACAUGUAUCCCAGAUCGAGAAAAGCGAGUAUUACCACGGGAAUCGUGGAGAGGAGUGAGCCUCCAAAGACAGAGGCAAUUGAUCGUUUGAGUCCACUCACAAAUAGUGGAAUGCCUUUCCUCACAACCCACAAUCCAUGUGAUUUGAGUACAGACUUUGAGAAGUUUAUCGAUACAGACUUCGAUACAAACAUUCCUGCACCUCCAACUCAGCAACUUGGCGUACAGCACUUCCCACUGGCACCAAAUACAUCAGGAGGGAAUACAAGGAGGCACACUGUGGGCCCUGGGGAUGUGGCACACGAGCAGGCCCUUGUCAAUCCAUCCGCACCGCCGAUUCCGUUUAAAUUUGGCACUGAAUGCGGAACAAAUUUACCUGUAAAUCUACCAAUGUUGCAAAAUCAACCGCUACACAAUUUUACCAUCAAAGACCAGCAUCUGCUGAAGCCACCAACAGUCAUGGGAGCAAGUUCUUUUGGUCGACGAGCUUCCGAUGGAGGCGCCAAUUUGCACAUUUUCUACCCAACCACGAGCACAAGUGGACAAAAUAUGGAGACACUGUACAAUCCACCACCGGCUGGAGAAUGUUUUGCAGUUACAAGUGCCGAAAGGGUGGAAUCGAGGCUUGAAACAUCACCCAUUGAAGUGGGUGAUGAGUCUAAUGACGAAAUUCAGAGAUAUAUGCAUGGACGUGGUUGCUCAAAACGCCAUACGGUGGGAUGCACUGAUGACUUACCGGCCCCUCCGAGUACUGUUAGUAGUCCAAUGGAGCCUCCUCUGACGCACUCCCCGGUGAUUGGGGGAUCCAGUGGGGGGCGAACUCGAAGAAGUGGAUUGCUGACAGUGACCGAGAGACCACCAGUCAUAAGUCCCGAACUGAUCAGAGAAGUGGAAGCACGCAUGAAUCGGAAUUAUCUACCACCUUCACUCAUGCAAAAUUCCCAGGGGCAAUUGCAGCAAAAUACAAGUGCUGCACGUCGUUAUGGACGCGCCUGCAAAUUGCCAACUGUGCAGGAAGUUGGUCGCUAUAGUCCGGUGAGGCGUGCUUCUGAGGGCUCCAGGAUCAAUACACAAUUUCAGGGACCGCUCCAAGAGUGUCAGCAACUGCAAAAGGGACUUGCUCAACGAAAUCUUCUCAUCACACCAAGUCCUCCACUUAUUGAUAAUUCUGUCAGUUUGCCGGGAUCCCCGAUACAUUAUAGACUGAAUGAGGAUCAUGCAGCACAUGACAUCGAUAUUCCAGCGGAUAAGAUGAUUAUGCUAAUGUCGGGCCUGGAGCGUUUGCUCAAUGAGUGUCGAAUAAGUGUUGAAACGGCCAAUAGUAUUGUGACAACACGACGGGUGCCGCUUGAAUUGGCACAUCAUCUCGGUCUUAUGGCACAUUCGGGUAACAAUGGCCUGGAUGUUUCAUCGCCGGCCAGUCACAGCCAAAGUGUAUCGCCGAUUCCGGGGAACUUUGGCAAAACGAGUGGCUUCAAUUCACCCCUGGCUCAUUACAGCGGAAGUGCCUGCCCAUCGCCUAUCUUCAAUACGUCCCCAAUGCAUCAGAUAACAAAGGGUAUUAGUGGACUCAAUACGGGCGGUGGAUCAAUCUCCAAGGGUACUUCGGCGGUAUCGGAAUCCAAUCAGCCGCUAGAUCUCACAAUGGACAGUGGUGGGGGGAAUGUACCAGAGGGGGCUCAAUGGUAUAUUCCGGGGAAUUUCUAUGAGCUCAAACCAUUGAAUUUGUCUCCGGUGCAGCAAUUGCGAAUCAUCCCAACACCACCGGCAUCGCCGAAUUUGUGCAUCAUUCAGGAGGAGAAUUCAGUGGCACGAACGGCAAUGGAAGUGCCGCCGAAUGUGGGUGUUUUGGCAACUGAUGAAACAGCCAUGUCCCAUCCACAUCCACAGAUCUGCCUCACGGAUGUUCAGGGGAGUGAAAUAACGUUGGUUGCGCUGUCUGACUCGAGUCGUGAUAGCGAAGAUUCCCUCGACAUUCACAACUCCAUUGGGCUUCAGGGGCUUGUGAUUACGGAGCCGUCGAAUGAUAUGCCGUCAAUUACACGUGGUGUGGGGCGAAAGGCGAGCCUUGAGAGUGAAUCAACGGCCACAACGAGCUCCAAAGGGAACACCAAGGAUAUCCCCGAGACUGAUGCACGACGUGGGAGUGACAAAUCGCUGGGGUUUAGCGAUGAUAGUCUCAGCAAUGAUUCCAAUAAUCUUUCCCCCGGUCAGGAGCCGUCGACGAGCUCGGGGUUUCGGGGUAGUGUGGAUUCGCACAGUGAAAUGGGAAAUGGGGAGACACCAUUGGAUUUGGAGGAAUGCUAUGAGCUACCACUGCCGCAUGAGUGCUCAAAUCUCGAUCCCACGCACAUCCUUGAGAUUGUCAAGAAGACAAUUGACUCAAAGAUGCCACCAAAGGGAUUUGUUCUCAAUCGCGUCGAUGCGGAUCGCGAUGUGGCUCUCGUGGAUAUCUCGAAUCUCAGCCUCGAGUACUCCGGGGGGUUGCAAAUUGAACUGCAAGUGUAUGAAGGACGGAGUAAGGACAGCGGGGUGCGUGGAAUAAAGUUGAGACGCAUCUCUGGUGAUCAAUUUGAGUAUGGAAAGCUAUGUCAGCAACUGAUUAGUUCUCUUACAGUGUGAAAUGCAGAGUUCCAUUCCUCUGAAGGCAUCGUCCUCAGUUUCCCCCAAACAGGGUUACUUUAGAGAGAGAGUGGAAGAUGAAAACAAACAAAAAAAAAACAAAGUAUUAAUGAAAGAAUUGGGUUGUAGUGUUUGAUAUGUCGGGAGUUUUACAAGAUGGCCCAAUUGAAGUGAUUCAAGUGAAAAAAAAAACACGUAAGAAGAAAAUUAUUCCACUCAAUAAAAUUGCAAUAUCCCGACAAAAUUAUCAGUUAAA